AUGGGGCUAGGCCCGGCCUUGCCGGCACUAGCAGACGUCCUGCCCCCGGACGUUUUGCCCAACAGCAGAACCGUCCAAAAGUCGCGGUUCUUGGAUGCUGGAGGAGGUGGGGUUGACACUUGCAAUCAGACGGACUCAAGAGACCCCCAACAAGCUGGCGGAGGACGAGGAGACGACCAGCAAGCGGAUUCGCAUAGCGUGCCCACUCGGCACACCAUCUUUGUAUUGUACGCUCGCAACUUCGCGUCGGAGGGUGGGUACUGGCCGCAAGAGAGAGUGACUAAGAUUCUCAUGGAUUUACUCAGCAUCGCGCUGUUCUUUCUGUCGGUGCUCAACAUCUACUUGAGUAUGGCUUCUCUGGCUUUCUUCAACUUGGAUGAAUUUGAGACGUCGACUCUACUGUACUCGAUGUGGGGCAGUUCUGCGGGCAUGGUAGUUGUGUCCAUCCUGGGGUGCCAGGCAAUACGGACUGGGCCGAGCCGAAAACAUAUCAUCUGGUUCAUCGCUCUUCUCAUACUAAGUCUCGGUUUGUACAUCGCCUUCACCUUCAUCUACCACCACUUCUAUGUUGUACUCAAGCGGAUUGAUAGCCGUGGGGUGGCAGCAUUCGCCGACUCCUCGGGAGAGGAAUCGCAACUUCUGGACUCCUUUCGACAAGAGUAUAUCGAUCAAUGGAAAGUGGGCCACUGUGGAGGGGGAAACUGCAUUCCAGAGAACUGCAGUGGUAGCGACCUGUCGUUCGAGCCUAUCAAGUGCGAAGAAGAGAACAUCCAGUUGUUCCUGAAUAAUUGGGCCAUGGAUUACCGAGGGACUCAGGAGCAGUUUUUGUCAUGCCGAGAGAACGCCCUGAGCAGGCAUGCAGGAUCGAGCUCGGGGGAGAUCAACAGCUGGUGUCGGUCAAGAGACUUGUAUGUCCACGAGUAUGCUCGGCAGGCUACUUUCUUGUUCGGAGUGUUAACUGUGCAGUGCCCUAUCAUGACGGUACAAUUGGUGUUGGCCAUAACGGUGCUGAUCUACAGGUGGCAUGGCAAGGAACGUACUACAGGCUGGCAUAGGCCGGUCUUGUGUGAUGCCGAUGUCCAGAAAACACCUUUGAAGCCAGGGGGAUCAGGGAGGAAGUUAUGGGAGCUUUUUGGUCGGCUGCCGAGGAAGAUCGGCGGCAGAGUCGGCUCUGAUGAUGCUGGUGGAGAAUGUCGGGUUGGACUGACGAGUCCACGAGGAAGGCAAGAGGGUUCGGCCACAGACUCGAGCGGUCGGCCUGGCCCACAUGAGAAGAAUGCUGACCCACCUCGCGUCAAGGUUUGA
This is a messenger RNA of Perkinsus marinus ATCC 50983, 1305 nucleotides long. RefSeq lists its product as hypothetical. The transcript has a single exon. The record is from RefSeq and is a predicted model, not a curated record. The coding region runs from base 1 to 1305 and encodes 434 amino acids. Lineage: Eukaryota; Perkinsozoa; Perkinsida; Perkinsidae.